AUGCCUCAGAAUUUAACAGCCAUUCUGGAGGAGUGGAAAUGUCUGGAGAAAGAGUAUCAAGAGCUUCAGGAGACACACAGAAUGUACAUACAGAAACUGGAUGAAAUUUCCAAACUACAAAACAACUGCUCUUCCUCCAUUUCUAGACAACGCAAAAGACUGAAAGAGGUUUCCCAAUUAGUGAAAAAAUGCAGCACAGAACCAUCAGAAGAAGAUGCUAAGGCCCUGGAUGAAAUCAAAGAGGAAAUAAAGACUCGACCAAAUGCUUUUUUUGAAAUGGAAGCUUUCCUUCCCAAGAAAAAUGGGUUGUACCUCAGUCUGGUUCUUGGAAAUGUGAAUGUGACUCUUUUCAACAAGCAGUCAAAAUUUGCCUACAAAGAUGAAUAUGAGAAGUUCAAGCUGUGCCUCACAAUUAUCCUGCUUCUGCUCUCCUUCAUGUGUUAUUUCUUUGUGAGCUACAGAUUUCUUGAUGCAAUCCUCAAUUUCCUGCUGGUGUGGUAUUAUUGUACACUAACUAUCAGGGAAAGUAUCCUCAUCACCAAUGGCUCCAGAAUCAAAGGCUGGUGGGUUUUUCAUCACUAUGUCUCAGCUUUUUUGUCCGGUGUAAUGCUGACAUGGCCAGAUGGGCAUCUGCAUAAGACAUUCAGGAACCAGUUCCUUGCCUACUCCUUCUAUCAAAGUUUUGUUCAGUGCCUGCAGUGCUAUUAUCAGAGUGGGUGUCUGUACAGACUGCGAGCUCUGGGAGAAAGACACAACAUGGAUCUGACCGUGGAGGGAUUCCAGUCGUGGAUGUGGAAAGGGCUGACGUUUCUUUUGCCCUUCCUCUUUUUUGGUCACUUCUGGCAGCUCUUCAACAGCCUGUCUCUCUUCAGAUUGGCUCAGCUCCCAGACUGUAAAGAAUGGCAGGUCAUGAUGUGUGGUUUCUGCUUCCUCAUUCUGUUCAUGGGAAACUUCUUCACCACUGUUGCUGUGGUCCGCCAGAAGCUCAAAGGCAGGAAUCAGAAACCAAAGAGACAGUGACACUCACUAAUAAAACAUUAUAC
Scatophagus argus is the source of this 1043-nucleotide messenger RNA. RefSeq names its product ion channel TACAN-like. The coding region runs from base 1 to 1020 and encodes 339 amino acids. The transcript has 12 exons. Gene Ontology annotation, cellular component: membrane. Gene Ontology annotation, biological process: fat cell differentiation. The record is from RefSeq and is a predicted model, not a curated record. Lineage: Eukaryota; Metazoa; Chordata; Actinopteri; Scatophagidae.